AUGGCCAUCCCCCACCCCGAGAAGGCUGCCGAGGGGCACAAGGGGCUGAACCGCAAGGGGUACGGCUACGGCGGGGAGGAUGCCUACUUCUACUGUUCCAACCGCAACGGCAUCACUGCGCUGGGUGUGGCUGAUGGCGUCUACAUGUGGAAGGACAAGGGCAUUGAUGCGGGGAUGUUCAGCAUCGCAACCCCCGCUGGGCGGUCGCCAGCCCGGCGGCAGGGCUGCGGCCACGCCUGCCACACAGACGUGCCCACCACACACGCAACACACAAAUGCCACUUUGAUGAGGCGGACCUUCCCGAGGAUGCCAUGCUGACCACCAUGCCCGUCAGCCCCGGCGACAUUGUGGUGCUGGGCAGCGACGGGCUGUGGGACAAUGUGAGCGAGGAGGAGCUGGUGGAGGAGGUGGAGCGGGAUGUGCUGGAGGGCGUGAAGCCGUCGGUCAUCGCCCAGCGCCUGGCCUUCCUGGCCUUUGAGCACAGCCAGGACAAGCAUAAGGAGACGCCCUACAGCCUGGGCGCCAGCGAGGCGUUUGACAUGGUGUACUCGGGAGGGAAGAGCGACGACAUCACCGUCAUGUGCGCCGUCAUGCAGUGA
Chlorella variabilis is the source of this 600-nucleotide messenger RNA. RefSeq lists its product as hypothetical. The coding region runs from base 1 to 600 and encodes 199 amino acids. NCBI's taxonomy places the organism in Eukaryota, Viridiplantae, Chlorophyta, Trebouxiophyceae, Chlorellales, Chlorellaceae. The record is from RefSeq and is a predicted model, not a curated record. The transcript has 6 exons.